Molecule: messenger RNA, 1209 nt
Organism: Cyprinus carpio (common carp)
Lineage: Eukaryota; Metazoa; Chordata; Actinopteri; Cypriniformes; Cyprinidae
Product: protein ALP1-like
Exons: 2
Coding region: 297-722 (141 amino acids)
Source: RefSeq, a predicted model, not a curated record
AAGACCUGGAGCCAGUUGGUCGUGGGUUUGGUGGGCUGGCAAGACACAGAGCUUUCUUGAAAGCUGCAGGAGCAAUCGACGGCUGUCAUGUCUGCAUCAAGCCACCGAGCGGCCCUGAUGGUCAGUGCUACAGGAACAGGAAACUGUUCCCAUCUAUUAUCCUGCAGGCUGUUUGUGACCAUCAGGGCCGCUUCAUUGACCCGGGCCAGCCCACGUAGGUGUCAGUGCCUGACGCACGAGUGCUCCACCACAGCCCACUGUAGAGGAGGUCAGUGUACCCUCCUCCAGGGCACUUUAUGCUGGCAGACGGAGGUUACCCAUGCCUCCGAUACCCACUCCCCCUCAUCACUCCCUACAAGAGGCCAGUACAAGGUGUGGGAGCCCACCACUUUAACGUCCAUCAUUCCAGGGCACGCUCCAUUAUAGAGCGUGCUUUUGGGAUGAUGAAGACCAGAUUCAGGGCCAUCUUCCUGCAAGUGCUGGAGGUGCACCACACCUUUGUACCUCACGUCAUAACAGCCUGUGCCAUCCUCCAUAACAUCUGCCUUGGGGUUGGUGACAUCAUGGCCCCGGAGGAGAUGGCAGAGGAGGAAGAGGAUGAGGGGGGGCAUGCUUUGGAGACAGUCAGUGGUGCUCCAUGGCGUGACCAGCUGUCUGCAGAGGUGUCUGCCCUGGAGGAGGUACCCGCUGACCACGACUAUUUGUUACAGGCAAGACAAUAGUAAAGCUAUGAUGCCUAAGACAAAAAUUGAUUGGACCAUAAAACUGUUUUGCACAGAAAUAUUUUAUAGUUUGUUUUGAGUAUGCAAGUUAAUUUAUCCUUCCCUUUCUGAAAACAUCUCAGCGACAUGACAGCCGUCGAUUGUGUCAGCCCUGCAAACCUGUUGGUAGACAACGCAAUGGACAGUGGAAAUAUGCUCUCAAACACUCAGGAGACCAUCCCAGAUGAUGUCCUACCAGCAGAGAGGCCUUACCAGGGUCUGUAUUGUGGCAGCCCGUCCAGGUCCAGCAGCUCCACCAGGGCCUUCCUGCUCAGCUGAAUGACAGUGUACACAAUGUUUUGUUCUGUUUUAUAUACUUUACUUGUAUGUUGUUUUUCUGAAGAUAAACCCAAGUUAUGUUGUUAAGUAGUUUCGUUAAUGUUUUGAAUUAUUUGUUUUAAUGUAGCAAUUUAAUUUGACACAUAAAUUUGAAUGCUUUUGUACAGGA